Messenger RNA from Indicator indicator, 2476 nucleotides. Its product is annotated as keratin, type II cytoskeletal cochleal. The coding region runs from base 1 to 1500 and encodes 499 amino acids. Gene Ontology annotation, molecular function: structural constituent of skin epidermis. Gene Ontology annotation, biological process: keratinization; intermediate filament organization. The transcript has 9 exons. Gene Ontology annotation, cellular component: keratin filament. NCBI's taxonomy places the organism in Eukaryota, Metazoa, Chordata, Aves, Piciformes, Indicatoridae. The record is from RefSeq and is a predicted model, not a curated record.
AUGUCUCGCUCUGUCAGCUUCAGCUCUCGCUCGGUGGCCGUGCCCGGGGUGAGCCAAGUGAGGGUCAGCAGCGUCUCGUCCAGCCGCGGGGUGGGAGGGGGCUCAGGGCUGAGCCGGGCAGGGGGCUUCGGCAGCUCCAGCCUCUACAGCCUGGGCUCCGGCAGCAAGAGGAUCUCCCUGGGAGGGAGCAGCUCCUACAGCAUCCGCUCCGGAUACGGCUACGGGGGCAUGGGGCUGGGGGCCGGCAUCAGCCCGGGGGGCAUCCAGGAGGUCACCAUCAACCAGAGCCUCCUGACCCCCCUCAACCUGGAGAUCGACCCCAACAUCCAGAGGGUCCGCAAGGAGGAGAAGGAGCAGAUCAAGAGCCUCAACAACAGGUUCGCCUCCUUCAUCGACAAGGUCCGCUUCCUGGAGCAGCAGAAUAAGAUGUUGGAGACCAAAUGGAGCCUCCUCCAGGACCAGAAGACCUCCAGGAGCAACAUAGGUCCCAUGUUUGAGACCUACAUCAGCAACCUGAGGAGGCAGCUGGAUACCCUGCUGGGGGACAAGGGGAGGCUGGAAGGAGAGCUGAAGAACAUGCAGGACCUCGUGGAGGACUUCAAGGCCAAGUAUGAAGAUGAAAUCCACAAGCGCACAACUGCAGAGAAUGAGUUUGUGGUGCUCAAGAAGGAUGUGGAUGCUGCCUACAUCAACAAGGUGGAGCUGGAGGCCAAGGUGGAUGCCCUGACCGAUGAGAUCAACUUCCUCAGGUCCCUCUACGAAGCGGAGCUUCAGGAGCUGCAGGCCCAGGUCUCUGACACCUCUGUGGUGCUGUCCAUGGACAACAGCAGGAACCUGGACCUGGACAGCAUCAUCGCCGAGGUGAAGGCUCAGUACGAGGAGAUCGCCAACCGCAGCCGGGCGGAGGCUGAGUCCUGGUACCAGAGCAAGUACGAGGCCCUGCAGGUGACAGCUGGGAAGCAUGGAGACGACCUGAGGAACACCAAGAACGAGAUCAACGAAAUCAACCGAAUGAUCCAGAGGCUGCAGGGGGAGAUCGAGGGAGCCAAGGCUCAGCGUGCCAAGCUGGAGGCUUCCAUUGCUGAGGCUGAGGAGCGUGGGGAGCUGGCAGUCAAGGAUGCCAAGGCCAAGCUGGAGGAGCUGGAGGCAGCCCUGCAGAAGGCCAAGCAGGACAUGGCCAGGCAGCUGAGGGAGUACCAGGAGCUGAUGAACGUCAAGCUGGCCCUGGACAUCGAGAUUGCAACCUACAGGAAGCUGCUGGAGGGAGAGGAGAGCAGGUUGGCUGGAGAUGGAGUUGGCAACGUCAACAUCUCUGUGGUCAGCUCCAGCGGUGGAGGAAGCUAUGCCAGCUCCAGUGGACUCCUGGGAGGAGGAAUUGGUGGAGGCCUGAGCCUGGGAUCAGGCAUUGGCAGUGGGGCUCUGGGCUUCUCCUCAGGGGGCAGCUCCAAAUCCUACACCAUCACCACCACCUCAUCCAGCAGGAGAAGCAUCAGGAAGUAACCAGAGGAAGGGAGACCAGCAGUGGCCAACGGAGGGGAGAGGGAAACCAGAGAGGCAAGAGCCUUGGAGGCUUCUUUAGGACACAUUGGCUGCAGUGAUGAAGGAGCUGGAGGGAGCCCCAGCAGAGUGACCCUCCCAGCCCCCACCCAAGGCUUCAUCCUGGCCUCUUCAUCUUGCAGAGGGUUAUAGAAUGGUUGGGGUUGGAAGGGACCUUAAAGCUCAUCCAGUUCCAACUCCCCUUCCACUCAUCCAACCUGGCCCAUCCCAGGGGGCAAGCCUGUAGGGUGCAAUUCACCCAGGGAAGCAGUGGGGAGAAAGCUUUUCUGACUCUCUGGGCUUGGUACCCCCUGCUCAGGGCUGGAUUUGACCCUCUGAAGGGCAAAGCAAAGCAGAAGGGCCCAGAAGAUGACCUCCCCCAGCACAGCUCCCUUAAGCUCCUCAGGAGACCCCAACUCUUGGCUCAGCUUUCACCCUGGGGUUUGUUUCCUCAAGGAACACCCAAGGAGGAACCAUGGAAACUGCUUUGGCUUCCUUUUGACUUCCUUCUAGUCCCUGCCUAAAAAGUGUCUUCAGAUUUAGACACCUUCUAGCCCCUGCCUAAAAGGGUCUUCAGACUCAGACACCUUCUAGUCCCAGCCUAAAAGGGUCUUCAGACUCAGACACCUUCUAGUCCCAGCCUAAAAGGGUCUUCAGAUUUAGACACCUUCUAGUCCCAGCCUAAAAGGGUCUUCAGAUUUAGACACCUUCUAGUCCCAGCCUAAAAGGGUCUUCAGAUUUAGACACCUUCUAGUCCCAGCCUAAAAGGGUCUUCAGAUUUAGACACCUUCUAGUCCCAGCCUAAAAGGGUCUUCAGGUUAAGACACCUUCUAGUCCCAGCCUAAAAGGGUCUUCAGACUCAGACACCUUCUAGUCCCAGCCUAAAAGGGUCUUCAGAUUUAGACACCUUCUAGUCCCAGCCUAAAAGGGUCUUCAGAUU